AUGGCCUCCAACGGCGGUGGCGGCGGGGGGCUCCGCCACAGCAACAGCAGCCGCCUGUCACGGAUGUCCUACUCCGGCGGCGGGGGCGACGACGCCCGCGUGCAGGCGGCCGUCCCCGGCGACCGUCCCAUGGUCACCUUCGCCCGCCGCACGCACUCGGGCCGCUACGUGAGCUACUCCCGCGACGACCUCGACAGCGACCUCGGCAUCGGCGGCGACAUGUCGCCCGACCGCGAGGAGCAGCAGCAGCAGUACGCGAGCUACCACGUGCACAUCCCGGCGACGCCCGACAACCAGCCCAUGGACCCGGCCAUCUCGGCGCGCGUGGAGGAGCAGUACGUCUCCAACUCGCUCUUCACGGGCGGCUUCAACAGCGUCACGCGCGCGCACCUCAUGGACAAGGUCAUCGACUCGGAGGCCUCCCACCCGCAGAUGGCGGGAGCCAAGGGAUCCUCCUGCGCCGUCAACGGAUGCGACGCCAAGGUCAUGAGCGACGAGCGCGGCGACGACAUACUCCCCUGCGAGUGCGACUUCAAGAUCUGCGCCGAGUGCUUCGCGGACGCCGUCAAGAACGCUGGCGCCGUCUGCCCGGGAUGCAAGGAGCCCUACAAGAACACGGAGCUCGAGGACGUCGUCGGUGCCGCCGAUGCUAACGCCGGGGCAGGUAGGCCCACGCUGAUGGAGAGGCGGCUAUCCAUUAUGCGCUCCCAGAAGGCCAUGACCAGGAGCCAGACCGGAGACUGGGACCACAACCGCUGGCUCUUUGAGACCAAGGGGACGUAUGGCUAUGGCAAUGCCAUCUGGCCCAAGGAGAAUGAGGUGGACGCCGGAGGCGUUGGCGGAGGCGGCCUCGGUGGAGGAGGAGCUGAUGGCCAGCCGGCCGAGUUCACCACCAAGCCAUGGAGACCGCUCACUCGGAAGCUUCCCAUCCCUGCUGCCAUACUCAGCCCAUACAGGCUUCUCAUUCUUAUCCGGAUGGCCGUCCUUGCUCUGUUCCUUAUGUGGAGAAUUAAGCACAAGAAUGAGGAUGCAAUUUGGCUCUGGGGCAUGUCUGUUGUCUGUGAACUCUGGUUUGGCUUUUCAUGGCUACUUGACCAGCUGCCAAAGCUGUGCCCUGUGAACCGAGCAACCGACCUUGCUGUCCUCAAAGACAAGUUUGAGACCCCAACGCCGUCGAACCCUACUGGACGAUCAGAUUUACCAGGGCUUGAUAUAUUUGUGUCCACUGCUGAUCCAGAGAAAGAACCUCCACUGGUCACAGCAAAUACCAUCCUGUCCAUCCUUGCUGCUGACUACCCUGUGGAGAAGCUUUCUUGCUAUGUUUCUGAUGAUGGAGGGGCUCUCCUGACUUUUGAAGCCAUGGCUGAAGCUGCUAGCUUUGCUAAUAUGUGGGUUCCUUUCUGUCGCAAGCACAACAUUGAGCCUCGCAAUCCUGAAAGCUACUUCAAUCUUAAGAAGGACCCAUACAAGAACAAGGUUCGCCAGGAUUUUGUCAAGGACAGGAGGAGGGUUAAGAGGGAGUAUGAUGAGUUCAAGGUCAGGAUCAAUGCACUGCCUGACUCGAUACGCCGACGCUCUGAUGCGUACCAUGCCAGGGAGGAAAUCAAGGCUAUGAAGAGGCAGCGAGAGACUGCCCUUGAUGAUGCAGUGGAGCCUGUUAAGAUCCCUAAAGCCACCUGGAUGGCUGAUGGCACUCACUGGCCUGGUACCUGGAUUCAACCUUCUGCUGAGCAUACCCGUGGUGAUCAUGCUGGAAUAAUUCAGGUGAUGCUGAAACCUCCCAGUGAUGAUCCCUUGUAUGGCAGCACUGGUGAUGAAGGCAGACCUCUUGAUUUCACUGAGGUCGACAUCCGUUUGCCAAUGUUGGUCUAUGUGUCCCGAGAGAAGCGCCCUGGUUAUGACCACAACAAGAAGGCUGGUGCGAUGAAUGCCCUAGUCCGUUCAUCUGCUGUCAUGUCAAAUGGCCCCUUCAUCCUCAACCUUGACUGUGAUCACUAUGUCUACAACUCGCAAGCUUUCCGUGAAGGCAUGUGCUUCAUGAUGGACCGUGGUGGCGACCGUAUUGGUUAUGUUCAGUUCCCGCAGCGGUUUGAGGGCAUUGAUCCAUCAGAUCGCUAUGCUAACCACAACACUGUCUUCUUUGAUGUCAACAUGCGCGCACUGGAUGGUAUCAUGGGACCAGUCUAUGUCGGCACUGGCUGUCUUUUCCGCCGUGUUGCCCUAUAUGGAUUUGACCCUCCGCGCUCCAAGGAACAUGGUGGCUGCUGCAGCUGUUGCUUCCCCCAGAGACGCAAGAUCAAAGCUUCAGCUGCCGCACCGGAGGAGACCCGGGCUCUAAGAAUGGCAGACUUUGAUGAGGAUGAAAUGAACAUGUCAUCAUUCCCCAAGAAGUUUGGUAACUCGAACUUCCUCAUCAAUUCCAUUCCAAUUGCUGAAUUCCAAGGACGCCCGCUAGCUGAUCACCCUGGUGUCAAGAAUGGCCGUCCUCCGGGUGCUCUCACUGUUCCCCGUGACCUUCUGGAUGCAUCCACAGUUGCUGAGGCCAUCAGUGUCAUCUCAUGCUGGUACGAAGACAAGACUGAGUGGGGCCACCGUGUUGGUUGGAUCUACGGCUCAGUCACAGAGGAUGUGGUCACUGGGUACCGGAUGCACAACCGUGGUUGGAAGUCGGUGUACUGUGUCACCAAGCGUGACGCCUUCCGCGGCACCGCACCCAUCAAUCUGACUGACCGUCUCCACCAGGUGCUCCGGUGGGCUACUGGUUCGGUGGAAAUCUUCUUCUCCCGCAACAAUGCUCUGCUCGCAAGCCGCAGGAUGAAGUUCCUCCAGAGGAUCGCCUACCUGAACGUCGGCAUCUACCCAUUCACGUCCAUCUUCCUGAUCGUCUACUGCUUCCUGCCGGCGCUGUCCCUGUUCUCGGGGCAGUUCAUCGUGAAGACUCUCAACGUGGCAUUCCUGACGUACCUGCUGGGGAUCACGCUGAUGCUGUGCCUGCUGGCAGUGCUGGAGAUCAAGUGGUCGGGGAUCAGCCUGGAGGAGUGGUGGCGGAACGAGCAGUUCUGGCUGAUUGGCGGCACGAGUGCGCACCUCGCGGCUGUGCUGCAGGGCCUCCUGAAGGUGGUGGCAGGCAUCGAGAUCUCCUUCACCCUGACAUCCAAGUCCGGAGGCGACGACGUGGACGACGAGUUCGCGGACCUGUACAUCGUCAAGUGGACGUCGCUGAUGAUCCCGCCCAUCGUGAUCAUGAUGGUGAACCUGAUCGCCAUCGCGGUGGGCUUCAGCCGCACCAUCUACAGCGAGAUCCCGCAGUGGAGCAAGCUGCUGGGCGGCGUCUUCUUCAGCUUCUGGGUGCUGGCGCACCUGUACCCGUUCGCCAAGGGCCUGAUGGGGCGCAGGGGCCGCACGCCGACCAUCGUCUUCGUCUGGGCAGGACUCCUCUCCAUCACCAUCUCGCUGCUGUGGGUCGCCAUCAACCCGCCGUCGUCGAACCAGCAGAUUGGUGGAUCGUUCACCUUCCCAUGA
Miscanthus lutarioriparius is the source of this 3522-nucleotide messenger RNA. The record is from the annotation of a GenBank genome assembly. Lineage: Eukaryota; Viridiplantae; Streptophyta; Magnoliopsida; Poales; Poaceae.